UCGAACCUUCCUUUCUCACCCCUUUUAAUCACAGCCGUUCAUCUUUCAUUCUCCAGUAACUGUUGCAUUCCGCAAAAACCAGAGAAACCCAAUUCAAACCGAAAUAAUCUCCCUGCCUCUCUCCCACAUCCUAUUUUUAUCAUCUCGGAUCAAAACAAGCAAUAGGAUCGAAAUUCUCUUUCAGAGAUUGAAAACAAGCAAUUGGAUUGAAAAUCUCUUUCUGGGUUUUCUUAUAAUAGAAUGGCGUCGUCCUGCGUUCGAAUUCAAAGAGACCACAACAGGCGAGAAAGCUCCGCUUCCCAUGCGCAAGCGGUGUUCCGAAAGAACCUAAAAGAUCUGGUGAGAGAUCACCUGCACACCUGCAUUGCACUUUCCACCCAUGCCGAGUCUGAACGUUUGGAAAACAACGCCACGAGGAUCUCUUCUUCCCAAGUUUCGACACGGCAACGUGGAAAUGGUGGUGGUUUUAGGAACAUCAAAGAUGAUGGGUGCAAUGGUUAUGAUCGGACUGUGACCCAAUCGUCCGCAACAUCGAGGAGGCGACAGUCGAGGAUAUUAGACCGAUGGGCCGCUCGCCAAGCCCGUGAAAUGAUCACAACGAUUGAGAGGCAGGGUCACGAGGCUGAGAUUUUGGCCUUGUUCAGCACCCAUCCCGUGUCGACGAGGGCACCUUCAUUUCUUCGCGAGACAUCGCCCAUGUCAUCGGAUUCCUCUGUCGAGGUCCCUAACCUGCGGGCUUCAUCGCUUGUUCAAAUGUGGCGGGAGCUUGAAUCGGAAGCGAGAAUGGCAAAAGAGAAUCGGAGCAGCAGCUUGGUUUCAGCAGCUAGUGGCCAAACGAAUGCAGUGAGCACCACUGACAAUGCUUCUUCCUUUGAAGAAAUGUCUGAUAGGUCCGAAGUUUGUGAUUCUCUAGAUGACAUAUAUGAUAUGGAUUGGGAGUCUGAUCGGAUGGCUCCGAGUCAGCCACGGCAUUCCCCGCGGGCUUUGGAUGUGGGGGAAAACAUGAGCGUUAGAGUGGCAGACACGAUAAGAAAACUGACUUCGCACGAUCAGGCAUGCAGUUCUUUGUCUAGCGAUGAAACAACACAUCAGGAGCAGUGUUCUGGUCGGGAGCCACUACUGUCUCGAAUCCAGUCCAUGUCUGAUCGAACGGAUAAUGUAAGUUUUUCCCUAAUUAGGAAUCGUCCUUUGGUCAGAGGGCGGCAAGCAACUCGGGAUUUGCUUGCACGAAUGGAGAGGGAGAGGCAAACAGAGCUUGCUAGAUUGGUAGAGCUCCAUGCAGUUUCGCAAUUCUCACAUCGGAGCCGAAUUCAGGCAAUGUUGAGGUUUAGAUUCUUACAACACAGCGUCACAGUUCAAGAACAGCAGCGUCCUGCUUCGACUGCAUACGAGCUAGACCAAUUACAUCUUGGAAGCUCUAUCAUGCAAUUAAGGGAGAGAUUUAGCUCCGGAAACCAGCAAUAUGGUAGCUCAGUUCCAGUUGCAAAUAGCUCUAGCAGCCUUCCACUGUUCCAAAAUAAUUCUGUAGAUUCAGAAUGCUCUGGUUUGAUGGAGCCAUACCCCGAAAACAAUGAGUAUUUGCAUGUAGCUGCAAGAGGUCAGGAAAUCACACUAUCAACACCCCAUUCGUUGCUAUCUUCUAUUGAAGAGCAGCAAGAAGAAGCCGUUCAAAGUCCAGAUGUUUCUUGGCAAGAGAGAAGUGAGUUAGAUGGCAGACAGUCCCCUGAGGUUGCUAGUAGAAUUCAUGAAGCUACAUUAUCAGUGCCCCAAUCAUUGGAAUAUACUACAAUUGAAAAUUUGCAAGAAGAAGCUGGUCAAAGUACUGCCGUUCCAUGGGAGGAGAGGUCGUCUGCUAGCAAUCUUGACUGGCAAGGAACUACGAAUGCUAUUGAAUCCCUUAACAGUUGGGAAGGUGAUAUGAUGGUAGAAGAGUCGGACUCUGAUUCUAGGCAAAAUGAUGGACAUGCUGAUCGAAACUGGUUGAGUAAUGCAUCUCAUCUGCAGAGAGAAUCAAGUGACCAUAGGCAGUCUACAUACAAUGACUGGCUUGAAAGUACUUCAGACAAUGUGGAAAUUUGCAAGCUUCUUGAACGGAGAACUGUAUCAACAUUGCUUGCAAGCAGCUUCAGAGAGAGAAUGGAUAAAUUAAUCUUGUCUUAUUUACAAAGACAAGGAAACCAGUCUAAUGCUGAUGAUGCUGUUGAAGAAGACGAAGAGCACUCUGUCCAUCUUCAAGAAGAUCGUGAAGUUGAUAAUGAUGAUGAUCAAGUUGUAUCUCCAUCAGUGCAGUUGCCAUUACCAUCUCGACUGUUUCACCAGCAACAGAGUCGGCAACAUUCUUCAUGUGCAUAUGAACCCUCUCAUCACUCACUUGAAAUGGGACUUAUAUAUGAGUUGAGAAGGGAUAUGGAACGGCUUCAUCAGGAAGUGUCUGAGCUGCGAAAAUCAAUAGAGAGUUGCAAGGAUAUGAGGGAGGGUUCUCCUGCUGCCUUCCAAUCAGGCGAAGCUGUGUCUUCUACAAGGGGACUAAUGAUGAAAGGUAGUUGCUGUAUCUGCUAUGAAAUGCCGGUCGACUCUCUGCUUUACAGGUGCGGGCACUUGUGCACCUGUUUCAAGUGUGCCCAUGAGUUGAAAUGUAGUGGUAGAUGUCCGAUCUGCAGAGCACCAAUCAUUGAUGUUGUGCGUGCGUAUCCGGGCCAGUAAAAAGUAGUUCAUGGUGCGGACGGCCAAGAUCUAUUUACCAGCAUCUGAGAAAGGAAGGCUAUCUAGUUUUUUUUUUUUUUUUUUUUUUUCAAUUAUUUAUUUAAUGUUUUUAGCAAAGCUACAUUGGCAUAUAUACAUGUUUUGCUUCUUCUUUAGUAUAUGCUCUUGUACAUACAU
Molecule: messenger RNA, 2880 nt
Organism: Magnolia sinica
Lineage: Eukaryota; Viridiplantae; Streptophyta; Magnoliopsida; Magnoliales; Magnoliaceae
Exons: 8
Coding region: 241-2703 (820 amino acids)
Source: RefSeq, a predicted model, not a curated record